Messenger RNA from Eruca vesicaria subsp. sativa (arugula), 1302 nucleotides. Lineage: Eukaryota; Viridiplantae; Streptophyta; Magnoliopsida; Brassicales; Brassicaceae. The record is from the annotation of a GenBank genome assembly.
AUGGGAUUUGGGGCUGUCAAGUCCACUCUUGGUGGUCUCACUUCUAAAGUCCUCCUUGUUGGAAUGAAGAGGACCUCGGUGAAGUUGGAUAUUUACAGGAAGUUCUCAAAUGCUCUUGCUGUUUUGGUUGCUUGCCUGAUAAUUUUCUCCCUGAAGGUGUAUUUCAAAGCAACAGACCCUUCCAUUGAACGAUGGCAGACUGCUUGGACUGUAUCUGCUCCCUGGGAUGUUAUUGCAAUUGUUUUGUUGUGUAUUAAUUAUUUGCUAUCUCUGGAGCCGUCGCAGAACUCUCAAAGUCGUGUCAACACUGUCCUGACGCGGAAGUCUCUCUCUUUUGCUGUCUUUUCUCUCAACACCACCAUUGCAGUCAGACAGGGAAGAGAGAGAGAGAGAGAGAGCUUCCUCUUCUCACCUAUUAUGCCUCCACCUCCUCCUUCAAGACCAAGUCUCAACGGCAACACCGGUCACCACCAUGUCCCACCUCCUCCUUCAAGACCCAGCCUCAACGGCAACACCGAUCAUCAUGUCCCUCCUCCUCCUUCUAGACCCAACCUCAACGGCAACACCACUCAUCAUAUCCCUCCUCCUCCUUCAAGACCCAGCCUCAACGGCAACACCAAUCACCAUAUCCCUCCUCCUUCUCACACAGCGAGACAUCAGCAACCCUAUUACCAUAGCCACUCCUCCUCCUCCUCAGCCUCUCUCAAAGGCUGCUGCUGCUGCCUCUUCCUCCUCUUCUCUUUCCUCGCACUCGUAGUCCUCGCUGUAGUCCUGAUCGUGAUACUAGCAGUAAAGCCAAAGAAACCACAGUUCGAUCUACAACAAGUGGCAGUAAUGAACAUGGGAAUCACCUCCGCGGAUAACCCCAACCCUAGCGUCUUAGAUCCAACCACAGCCUCCCUCUCCUUCACAAUCAGGAUGCUGUUCACCGCCGGGAACCCGAACAAAGUCGGGAUCAGGUACGGUGAGUCAAGCUUCACGGUGUUGUACAAAGGCUUGCCUCUAGGGAGAGCGACGGUGGCUGGAUUUUACCAGGAUGCGCAUAGUACGAGGAACGUGGAGGCAACGAUUGCUGUGGAUAGAGUUAAUCUUAUGCAAGGGAAUGCUGCGGAUCUAGUUAGAGACGCUUCGUUGAAUGAUCGUGUUGAGCUUACGGUUCGUGGAGAUGUUAGUGCUAAGAUCCGUGUGAUGAACUUCGAUUCCCCAGGCGUUCAGGUAUCGGUGAAUUGCGGGAUAGGCAUUAGUCCGAGGAAACAAGCUUUGAUUUACAAGCAAUGUGGUUUUGAUGGCCUUAGCGUCUGA